Molecule: messenger RNA, 2073 nt
Organism: Zea mays
Lineage: Eukaryota; Viridiplantae; Streptophyta; Magnoliopsida; Poales; Poaceae
Exons: 14
Coding region: 409-1629 (406 amino acids)
Biological process (GO): cell differentiation; signal transduction; peptidyl-threonine phosphorylation
Cellular component (GO): cytoplasm; nucleus
Molecular function (GO): ATP binding; protein serine/threonine kinase activity
Source: RefSeq, a predicted model, not a curated record
CAUCCGGCCGGAGCCUAUCUCGAGCCGGAGUCGAGCCUGACUGGAAGUUCGAACUCGAAGGUUAAGCUGGCUCGGCUCAACUUUCUGCUGGGGUCGAGCCUGUGCAUCUGAGGACUGAGGUCGCUUGUGGUCUUGUGGACAGCCCUGCCCCGCUUCCAAUAACUGCGCCGCCGCCUCUGCUCCUCUGCUGCCCCUUCGAAUCGGGCACCACAAGAGCAAGGGUGUAGAUGGGAGAGCCCAACGGAUUGGUAUAGAAUCUUUUCCUCAACCCGUCGAUUGUAGUUGCUCAGCACUAAGGAAAUUCUCUGAUCUGCUAAUCGGGCGACUUGAAAACCAUGAUAGAAAGUCAUCAAAAUUGGAGCUAUCAAGGUAGCAAGGAACUUGAUCAAUAGUACCUUCUGAGGCAAUAUGACAUCAGUAGGUCUACUAUCAUCAGGUUAUGAAGCAAGUACCAGUGGAACCACUGAUCGAUUGCCAGAUGAGAUGAACGGGAUGAGCAUAAGGGAUGAAAAGGAAGUGGAAGCCGUUGUUGUCAAUGGCAAUGGGAUGGAGGUUGGUCAUACUAUUGUGACGACUGUUGGUGGAAGAAAUUCACAGCAGAGGCAGACUAUUAGUUAUGUGGCAGAGCGUAUCGUGGGGCAAGGUUCAUUUGGAGUUGUCUUCCAGGCCAGGUGUCUGGAAACUGGUGAGAGAGUAGCUAUAAAGAAAGUUCUUCAAGAUGUGAGAUACAAGAACCGUGAGCUGCAAACAAUGCAAGUUCUUGAUCACCCAAAUGUUGUAUGCUUGAAGCAUUACUUCUGCUCAACCACUGAUAAGGAAGAGCUUUACCUCAAUUUGGUGCUUGAAUAUGUGCCAGAAACUGUUCACCGUGUUAUUAAACAUUACAAUAAGAUGAACCAACGGAUGCCAUUGAUUUAUGUUAAACUUUAUAUGUAUCAGAUUUGUAGAGCUUUGGCUUACCUUCACAACUGCGUAGGAGUGUGCCACAGAGAUAUAAAGCCACAAAAUAUUCUGGUGAACCCACAUACCCAUCAGCUGAAGUUGUGUGACUUCGGCAGUGCCAAAGUCUUGGUACAAGGGGAACCAAAUAUUUCAUAUAUUUGUUCUAGAUACUACAGAGCCCCAGAGCUCAUAUUUGGGGCUACUGAGUAUACAACAGCUAUUGACGUGUGGUCUGCUGGUUGUGUACUUGCUGAGCUUCUUCUAGGUCAGCCUGUUUUUCCUGGGGACAGUGGUGUCGAUCAGCUUGUUGAAAUUAUUAAGGUUCUAGGUACUCCAACACGGGAUGAAAUUAAGCGCAUGAAUCCAAACUACACCGAAUUUAAGUUUCCGCAAAUCAAAGCUCACCCAUGGCACAAAAUCUUCCACAAAAGAAUGCCAUCUGAAGCUGUAGAUUUUGUGUCUCGGCUUCUGCAGUACUCACCAAACCUCCGGUGCACAGCAUUGGAGGCGUUAAUCCAUCCAUUCUUUGAUGAACUGCGGUACCCAAACUCACGUCUACCAAAUGGCCGUUCCCUUCCCCAUCUCUUCAAUUUUAAACCUAAUGAGUUGAGAGGAGUACCAGAGGAGUUUGUUGUGCAAUUGAUCCCUCAGCAUGCUAAGAAGCAAUGUGCUUUCUUAGGAGUUUGAGAAAGCAGUUCAAUUUUAUUCCAGAAAAGAAAAAAGAGAGAGGAUGCAGCAGUUGAGAGGUUACCUGAGUAUUGAUUACUUACGUUCUGUUUAACCGCACAGUAGCAUUAGCCUACAGUAUUAUCGACUAGGCAACGUGUGCUGUUAUCUUUCACGACGGCUUUUACAUCGCAAUGUUCUACCACGGUGGUGGGAUCUUUUUCACCACAUUCUGUAAAGCAGAAGAAGACGUAAAUCGACUGGUCACCCGUUCUUGUGGUCUGUAUAUUGGUCUCCCCCAAUCUUGAGAACACGUUCUUUUGUUUUUGGAGAUGGAUUCAUUUCGUAUCUGUAUCACUAUCACCAAAUGAAACAAGAACUCAUGUAUUCUUGAACUGGAUUCAGUUACAUGAGAGUCAAACCAUGUCCUUUCUCUAAGGUCAUCCACAUGUCUUUUCAGCUGAA